This is a messenger RNA of Gymnodraco acuticeps, 1348 nucleotides long. Its product is annotated as asialoglycoprotein receptor 2-like. Lineage: Eukaryota; Metazoa; Chordata; Actinopteri; Perciformes; Bathydraconidae. The record is from RefSeq and is a predicted model, not a curated record. The coding region runs from base 324 to 1016 and encodes 230 amino acids. The transcript has 8 exons.
CUUGUGCCUUGUGCCAUUUAGAGAGCCAGCUUGUUUCGCCAAGAGAUUAAUGUAUUUUGUGACCAUAGUCAAUUGUAUUUAGUUUGUAAUUUGCUUUACUAUGUUUUGCCUCUCAGGAGUGAUUUUUUGUUUGAACUUUAUACUUUUACAAAGUAAAGACUUUUUUUGAACAAACUCUCUUUUGAGUCGUGCGUUUGAGUCCAAGUGUCUAGGACACCAAAAAAGGAUCUGCCCCAGAAGGCACCGUGGAUACAAAGGCAUCCCCUCCAGGCUUGAGGUUUGUUCUUCCGAUAGCAGUGUGUUGGAUCAUACUGUUAGCCAUCAUGGGUCUCCGUAUCUACUUUACCUCUGAACUUUCUGAAGACAACGCCAAGCAGACUGCAGAAAUCAAGACGCUGACAUCACAGAAGGAUGGCUUGACAAAGCAAAUACAAGAAAUGGAGAGGAACUGGAAUGAGCUCAACGUCAGUCGAGCUCAGUGGAGCAUCAAUGAGUACUGCAAAGAGGGUGAAGUGAAAUGGUUCCUCAUGCGUGCUGAACAUAAUGGGAGUGAAGCUGUGAAUGCAUCAGAAGGCCCUGAGGAUACAAUGUUAAUGCGUCCAGUGGCACAGUGUCGACAGUGUCGACCAUGUGAGAAGAACUGGAUACCCUACGGGCCGAGCUGCUACUCGGUGAAACACCCUGACGCUACAGAGCUGUUAACCUGGGAAGAAGCUCGAGAAUACUGCAGAGCGCUUAACGCAGAUCUGGCUGCUGCACAUAGUCUAAUUGAAAAGAUCAUGAUCAAUAUAUAUAGGCCAGUUAGUUCAGCAACUAACGGAUACUGGAUUGGUCUGAGAGUUGAAGACGGGAAAUGGAAGUGGGCAGAUGGAAGUGAUCUGACUGAUAGCUCCUGGAUAGGAAAACCUACUGAGGGUCACUGUGCACUCUCUGUCCGGAACAGCCCACCAUGGUCAUCAGUGAGCUGUGAAGAGAAACAACAAUGGAUCUGCCAGAAGAAAGCUCUAUCUGUUUAAACACUGCAGUCAUACUUGUACUCUUACAUAUGCUUUUCUUUUACUUUUUCAGAGAUGCAGUAACCUCAUUUAUCAUAUCAGUAUAUCGUGAUCAUUUGAUAUAAAAGGACCAAAACGUGCUCAGUUUGAAAUGUUUUAAAACGCUGCUUUAUGUGGGCCAAUAGGAGUCGCUGCAUCUUUGGUUUCAACAUAAUGAGCUCAGAGAUGUUUUCUUAAGCAUUUGUAUUGUGAUGUUUUACAUUUUAAUAUGUAGAGAUGAGUUAUGUGUGUGAUUUAUCUAGAAGCUAAUUCAUGUUUUGAUUGAUUGAUUUUUUUUUAUUGAUACAUUUAUU